CACCGCACCGUGGGGAUUUCACACUGCGCCCCGGGCUCCACGCCGUAUGCGUGGACCCCUGCCAUCUACCUGGGCACCCACCCUGAGGUGGGCAGCAAGGUGGGACUGGGGUGGACUCCCUUCGCCGGAGCAGGUUGCCUGGGGCCAAGCCCCAGCCCCCGGGCAGCCUCUGCCGAGCGGGCAGCCCCGGGCUGAGCCCCCCCGAGCGAGAGCACCAUCCGCCCGGGUCCACCUUAACCCGGGGCGAGCUGUGCCGCCGCUGCCCCGUGCCUGGGAGAGGCUCCUGUGGGAUCAGAGGGGCGUUUAUCUCACCCGGGAUCAGCCAAUAUUUGUGGCCACGUCAGGACAACGAGCCCUUCCUCACUCUCUGCUCCCGUGGAGUCCAGCGCUGCCGUGCUCUGCACUCCCGGCCCCAGUGCUGCUGUCCCACUUUUACUUCGGCUUAUCGACAGUUGGAGGAACGCUCUUUGCCGAGACCCUCCAGCUGUCAUCUCCUGACACUGGAGAUGACAACCACGGUAGCUUUCCUACUCCUGAGCCUUCUGAGGAUGGCAGCUCCCAAGGGAGUGUGGUGCCCAGCCUGUGGGCUGGCAGCCCUGGCCCCCACCACGCAGCGGGACGUCCUCAUCGCGCUGGCAAAGCAGAGCAUCCUCUCCAAGCUCCACUUGCCAGACAGGCCCAACAUCACUCAGCCCAUGUCCAGGGGGACCCUCCUGACUGCUCUCCGCAGGAUGCGUGCGCAGCGCAUGGACACAGCCGUCUCCCCAGGGAUGCCCCAUGAUGGCAGCAUCCCACACGUGCGUCCUGGGAUGGGUGUGCAGGAAUAUGAGAUCUUGAGCUUUGCCGAGUCAGGGUCCUCCACCUCCAGCAGCGUUCGCUUGCAUUUCCGCUUCACCUGGGAGCUGGCUGGGAGCACCGAGAUCCUACAAGCCACCCUCUACCUGUUCUGGGCAGUCCCCGGCUCCGGGCCGCACCCUGUCACUGUCAGACUCUUGCAGCCAGACCCGACGGGACCAAAUAUGACAAUGGCCAGCGAGACACAGCUGGAGGUGCAGAGGGCCGGCUGGGCCACGCUGGAUGUGGGCCAAGCUGUCCAGAGCCUGUUCAGCCAAGGCAGCCAGAGGCUCACUGUGGAGCUGGAGGUGGCGGAGGGCUGGGGGUCUCCCCUCCUAGCUGGCCACGGUGAUUCCCACUGGCCAUUUGUGGCAGCCCAGGCCCGGGCCAGGACGCCCCACCGGGUCCAGCGGCGCAGCAUUGAUUGCAGUGGGGACUCUCAGAUGUGCUGCCGCAAGGAAUUCUUCGUGGACUUCAAGGAGAUCGGCUGGGAGGACUGGAUCAUCCAGCCAGAGGGGUAUCACAUGAACUACUGCGUGGGGCUCUGCCCCCUGCACAUGGCUGGCAUCCCUGGCCUCGCUGCCUCCUUCCACACGGCUGUCCUCAACCUCAUCAAAGCCAACAAUGCGGACGCAGCCGUGGACUCCUGCUGUGUGCCCACGCAGCGUCGCCCCCUCUCUCUGCUCUACUAUGAUCGAGACAGCAACAUCGUCAAGACCGACAUCCCCGACAUGAUUGUCGACGCCUGCGGUUGUACCUGACCGGCUGCCUGAGGCAGGAGGGCAGGACCUGUGCCGCGCAGGGCUCCCCUCCUCUUGGCCCCUCUCUGGCAGUGCGAGACCUGGCAAGCUGCUGGGAGAUGGAAACUCUGCCAAGGUGUUUUCUCCUCCUGAGGUUGAAGCAUCAAGGGUGAUGCUGAAUCUGCAAGUCCUCUCCUCCCUUACCUCCCACAUGGCUCUUUUGCCCCUUCAGAUCUGCCCAUGGAUUCCUCUCUGCCUAUGAGCCACGGCCUCUCAGACUGGCUCCUGAUGGACACCAGAACCUUCUACCUGCGGGACUCUGCAGAGCACGACUCCCUGAGCCACUCAGGGCAGCCCCGGCUUGCCCUGCUGAUGGUCCCAGACCAAGGCCAUGUUGCAGCCCUCAGUGCUGUAGCACGAACAUGUGCUCUUCAGGUAAUGGGUCCUGGAGGAGAUAGAAGCUGAAAAGAUGCUGGGGGAUGGCUAGGCCAGAGGGGAGAGGGCCAUCCACAGGGCCCUACUCCUCAGCUGGACGUGAGGCUGAGGUGGGUGAGGAAGGGGAAAUGGAUCCCAGUGGGAGGAAAGUGUCUCCCUCUCCAAGCAUCCCAGCUACCUGGUAUUCAAUAAAAGACUCUUAGCUGUACUGUG
Grus americana (Whooping crane) is the source of this 2222-nucleotide messenger RNA. It is a transcript of the gene INHBC, whose product is annotated as inhibin subunit beta C. Bases 507 to 1595 code for a protein of 362 amino acids. NCBI's taxonomy places the organism in Eukaryota, Metazoa, Chordata, Aves, Gruiformes, Gruidae. Gene Ontology annotation, cellular component: extracellular region. The record is from RefSeq and is a predicted model, not a curated record. Gene Ontology annotation, biological process: BMP signaling pathway; SMAD protein signal transduction. Gene Ontology annotation, molecular function: hormone activity; cytokine activity; growth factor activity. The transcript has 2 exons.